UUAAUGAUCACGCAAAAACAGAUAAAUAAAAACCCUAAUCUAGGAAUUCACUUUAAGCGGCUCAAGAGCGAGAAUCCCCAAAAUUUCCUAAACGACAAUCGGACAAAACGUUUUCGUCCCCCAGCAAAUCAAAUCAAAAUCAACCCCGUUCUUUGCAACUCCUCCAUUCUGGGUUACCUGCAACUGUUUCCGUGGGAUCAUAGAAUUGUCUUGAGUUUUUUUUCCUGUUCUAUGUGGCCACUGGGAAGGUCUUUCUGAGUUUGUAGAUUUGAGCACAAUUUAAUCGCGAUUGUGUGGGAUUCUCUGAAGAUUUAAGGUAUAGAAUUAGGGUUUUGUAUUGGGUGUUUAGAGAAUUCUGAAGGGAUUGUUGAUUGAUCGUUUGGAGUAAAGUAUAAGGAGAGCCCAACAAAGCUGCUGUUCUGACCUGGUUUUGACCAAGAAGUGUCGUCUGAAAGUCUGAUUCGUGUUCUGAAGGAAGAGGUCUAGAAGUUCUCACUGUGGAUUCAACGGUUAUGAAUUUACUCAUUUGGAUUUUGGCAAUUAAAUAAUAGGGGGACCUGAGAAUUUCAUAUUUCUUGGUGAAUGCUUUUGGGUCUUGGAGAUUGUUGAUGUUGUGGUACUGAUUAGAGGUUGGAGUUUAGGAUGGAUGAAUCUCAGGGCAGUUCCAAUUCACUGCCACCUUUCCUUUCAAAGACAUAUGAGAUGGUGGAUGAUCCUUCCACAGAUUCAAUUGUUUCCUGGAGUCAGACCAAUAAAAGCUUUAUUGUAUGGAGUCCACCAGAGUUUUCAAGGGAUUUGCUCCCAAGAUUCUUUAAGCAUAAUAACUUCUCAAGCUUCAUCAGACAGCUGAACACAUAUGGUUUUAGAAAGGCCGAUCCAGAACAAUGGGAAUUUGCAAAUGAAGAUUUUGUAAGAGGCAAGCCACAUCUUAUGAAGAACAUCCAUAGACGGAAGCCAGUUCACAGCCAUUCUAUGCAAAAUCUCCAAGGACAGGGAUCUAAUCCUUUAACUGAUUCAGAAAGACAGGCAUUGAAGGAUGACGUAGAUAGACUUAAAAAUGAGAAAGAAGUGCUUAUCUUGGAGUUACAGAGGCAUGACUGUGAGCGUCAAGGAUUUGAGUUGCAAAUGCAAGCUUUGAAGGAGAAAUUGCAACAGAUGGAACGGAGGCAGCAAACUAUGGUGUCUUUUGUUUCCCGAGUCUUGCAGAAACCUGGACUUGCUUUAAAUCUCAUGUCAGAAUUGGAAACAGGCCAUGACAGAAAGAGAAGGUUGCCAAGAAUUGGUUAUUUUUAUGAGGAGGCCAGCAUUGAGGAUAAUCAGAUGGCAACUUGCCAAGGUCUCGCCAAUGGAAGUGCAGAUAUUACUUCUACACCACUAUCAAACACAGAGCAGUUUGAGCAGUUGGAGUCAUCCCUGACAUUUUGGGAGACUACUGUAAAUGAUGUUCAGACCAACAUUCAACGCAAUUCAACCUCAGAGUUGGAUGAAUCUAUAAGCUGCGGAGAAAGCCCAGCCAUAUCUUGUGUACAGUUUAAUGUUGAUGUUCGCCCUAAGUCUCCUGCCAUCGACAUGAAUUCUGAGCCUGCUGUAGCUUCAGCUCCAGAGCCAGAUCCUCCAAAGGAGCAAGUAUCUGGGACUGCUCCUACUGCGGCAACUGGAGUCAAUGAUGUAUUCUGGGAACAGUUUUUAACUGAGAAUCCUGGUGCAACUGAUGCGCAGGAAGUCCAAUCAGAAAGAAAGGAUUCUGGUGAUAGGAAAAAUGAGAUCAAACCUAGUGAGCAAGGAAAAUUUUGGUGGAAUAUGAGGAAUGUAAAUAAUCUUGCAGAACAGAUGGGGCAUCUUACUCCUGCAGAGAGAACUUGAAAUUGCUUGAUUGUUUUUUCAGGCUUCUGAUGCCUCAGAGCCUCACAUGUAUUAAAUUUAGGUAUGAUUUGUUGAUGCAGUAAUAAUAGAUUGUGUUUUGAUCUCAUCAUCAACUUAUGUUGGCAUGUUGCAUCUCA
This is a messenger RNA of Jatropha curcas, 2000 nucleotides long. Its product is annotated as heat shock transcription factor A4A. Gene Ontology annotation, cellular component: nucleus. The record is from RefSeq and is a predicted model, not a curated record. Gene Ontology annotation, molecular function: RNA polymerase II cis-regulatory region sequence-specific DNA binding; DNA-binding transcription factor activity. NCBI's taxonomy places the organism in Eukaryota, Viridiplantae, Streptophyta, Magnoliopsida, Malpighiales, Euphorbiaceae. Gene Ontology annotation, biological process: regulation of transcription by RNA polymerase II; cellular response to heat.